AUGUUUAAAGAGGCUGUGGACCGACUACAAAGCUACUCUUUCGUAUCUCUUAGAAAGGAUGAGACAUUCGAAAUGCAUGGACUGGUACAGCUAGUGAUGCGAAAGUGGCUCGUAAUGCACAGAGAGGAUGAGAAAUGGAAGGCACAGUUUAUUAGGAAGCUGAACGCGGUGCUUCCAAACGGCAAUCACGAGAACUGGGCCAGAUGCGAGAUGCUUUUCCCACACGCAAAGUCAGCCGAGAGGCAGCAACUAAUGGAUGACAGGUCGGUACGAGAAUGGGCCCAGAUAUUACGGAAGGCGGGAUCGUAUGCUUGGGCCAGGGGAGAUUACCAUGAAGCCGAGAGAAUAUGUGAGAAGUCGAUUAGAGCGUUAGGAAAAUUACUUGGUAGAGAGGAUGUAGAGACGUCAUAUAGCUUAGGGAUGCUGGCGUCGACAUUUUGGAAUCAAGGGCGAUGGAAGGAGGCCGAAGAGCUAGACGUGCAAGUGAUGGAGACGAGAAAGAGAGUGUUGGGGCAGGAGCAUCCUUCUACGCUGAUCAGCAUGGGCAACCUGGCGUCGACAUUUUGGAAUCAAGGGCGAUGGAAGGAGGCCGAAGAGCUAGACGUGCAAGUGAUGGAGACGAGAAAGAGAGUGUUGGGGCAGGAGCAUCCUUCUACGCUGAUCAGUAUAGGCAACCUGGCCUUGACAUACAACAAUCAAGGGCAAUGGAAGGAGGCUGAAGAACUGUUUGUGCAAGUGAUGGAGACGAGUUUGAGGGUGCUGGGGCAGGAGCAUCCAGAUACGCUGGCCAGCAUGGGCAACCUGGCGUCGACAUACAGUAAUCAAGGGCGAUGGAAGGAGGCCGAAGAGCUAGAGGUGCAAGUGAUAGAGACGAGUAAGAGGGUGUUGGGACAGGAGCAUCCAGACACGCUGACCGGCAUGAAUAGUCUGGCGUUGACAUACAAGAAUCAAGGGCGAUGGAAGGAGGCCGAAGAGCUAGUGGUGGAAGUGAUGGAGACGAGAAACAGGGUGCUGGGGCAGGAGCAUCCAGACACGCUAAACAUUAUGAACAAUCUUGCAAUUACCAUGAAGGAGCAAGGCAGAAAAGGGGAGGCCAUUAAACUCAUGGCGGAGUGUGUCCAACUACAAAAACGGGUCCUACCUACUGAGCAUCCUGACGCUCUUUCUUCUGCUUUAACCUUAGCUAAGUGGAAAAGUGUCAGGUUAUUAGGUACACAUUAA
Molecule: messenger RNA, 1221 nt
Organism: Endocarpon pusillum Z07020
Lineage: Eukaryota; Fungi; Ascomycota; Eurotiomycetes; Verrucariales; Verrucariaceae
Exons: 1
Coding region: 1-1221 (406 amino acids)
Cellular component (GO): kinesin complex
Molecular function (GO): protein binding
Source: RefSeq, a predicted model, not a curated record